AUGAACAAGAACAACAAUAACAAUAACAACAACAACAACAACAACAACAACAACAACAAUAAUAAUAAUAACGGUCGGCGAAAUCGCAAUGAAGUUGAUCGCUUCCUUAGCCUCAAGCCUCAAGGAACCAAAUCUCUUUUGAACUUAACUCUCUUAUCUGUGGUAAACUUAUUGGAUCAGAUCCCUCGACUUCACACGGGACAGGCUCGGGCUUGGCUCCAGCGGUUCUUGCCCUCCUACGUCCGCGAACAAGUGGUUCUGUUUGUGACACAAUCUGAUGACGCCGUAUCAAAAUCAUAUGACACCUCCAGUCUCCAGAGGAUCUCAAAGUUCUGGUCCCUGCUCUUUAGUCAACAUUUUCACAACAUCAUUCUCCCCGCUGAACUGGAGGAGAAGAUCAAGAACAAUAUUGUCUCCUAUCUUGGAUCAGGCUUACAGAACAUUGCCAAAGACCGAACCACGGGGACCCUUAAUAUUAAUGUGGCGGGGUGCCUGGCGAGUUCAGCCGAAGAUUCGUUGAGAGCCCAUCUAAAGUAUUCCAAUUUGCUCACGGUGUUCAGCUUCAAGAAGGGCGCCACCAACGAUAUGCUACAAAUCAUCGGCCAAUGUUGUCCAUUGCUGCAAGAAAUUAACGUGACGGGAUCUCAGCGAGUCAACGAUUUGGGAGUGGCCGCCUUGCUUGGGAUCGACCAUUCAGACUUGAGUGGUAGCCAAAAGGCAAAUCCUUUGGCUGGAAACCUCCGAUUUGCCAAACUUCGAUCCACGGGAGUUCGAGUGAUGGGCAUUCGGUUCCUCUUUCAAUACGCCAUCGCAUUGGAAGGCAUCAGAUGUUCCAGCCAUGAUGUAUUACAAGCCAUUGCCGUGGAGUUGAAAGCCACUCAAAAUGUGCUGCAUUCUUCUGGAAAAGCCUUGGGAUUAAAGUAUCUGGACUUCAGCAACUGCUUUCCCAUCAUCUCGAAGUUUGUUCCCAAUCUCCCUGGAUUAAUUGAGGUUCGAAUUGGUGCGGAUGCGCCGCCAAACAUGCGACAAUCUCACCAAAGGCUCAGGUCCGAAGGCCAAAGCUCUCUUCAAACCGAUAUCAUCCAACAGGAGGCCUUAAAACAGUUGCCAAAAUUGGAGCAUCUGAAAACAUUGGUGUUGAAAGACUUUGGCCAAUUAGACGCCCUGGUUUCGCUCCUGAAGAGCCCAGUGGGUGCUCGACUCGUGCGGUUGGAUCUUCAUUUCAUGACCUUGACUCCGUUGGGAGUGAAUCUAGCCGCUUUGUCGGAAAACUGCCCAAAUCUGGAGGAUCUCUCCAUUUGCGAUUCCUUGGUUUCGUGGGAGCCUUCGCGUAUGAACCAUUCGGUGGAAAGCCAUUCUGCCCAUGUCUUCGGAAACUUGGUCCAAUGCAAACUGCUCAGAGUCACUUAUGCCGAUCUCUUCACAUGGGAGAUUAUCCCGAGACAUUCCACUCAAAUUCGAACUCUCAAUCUGGAAUCCUGUUCCUCCAUGGAAGACAAUGUGAUAGACUUGAUUUUAUCGGAUGGAAAACUUCAGUAUAUCGAGGAAUUCCAAGUGAUUGGCUCUGGUCACCGACUGACCUUCGUGACGUUGCUUCGAUUGAUCGCCAAUUGUCCACUUCUGCGUUGGAUCGGGGAUCUUCGGGACUGGACUCUGUUGGACACGGGUCUGGUGAAGAAGAGUCUGCCGGAUUGGGAAGGGCGGAAACAAGACCCUCGGGAGCACGCUCAAGACUCGAUGAUUUUGUUCAACACAACACAGAUUGUGCGAGCCUCGAUGUGAGGCCAUGAUGUAUCGAAGAAAAAGGAUAUGAUUAAAACCCCAGCUCCAACGUUCGAUCCAGGCGGCUGGAGCUGACCAAUC
Molecule: messenger RNA, 1863 nt
Organism: Tigriopus californicus
Lineage: Eukaryota; Metazoa; Arthropoda; Copepoda; Harpacticoida; Harpacticidae
Exons: 6
Coding region: 1-1782 (593 amino acids)
Source: RefSeq, a predicted model, not a curated record